Molecule: messenger RNA, 1359 nt
Organism: Scatophagus argus
Lineage: Eukaryota; Metazoa; Chordata; Actinopteri; Scatophagidae
Gene: endog
Product: endonuclease G
Exons: 6
Coding region: 46-936 (296 amino acids)
Biological process (GO): apoptotic DNA fragmentation
Cellular component (GO): nucleus; mitochondrial inner membrane
Molecular function (GO): nucleic acid binding; metal ion binding; single-stranded DNA endonuclease activity
Source: RefSeq, a predicted model, not a curated record
GUGACGUAAUCAGAGCGCGCCGCAAGCGGCUGAUCCGCCGGUAGGAUGAGACGCACCGGAGCGGCCCUGCUGUUCGGAGCGGGACUUGGAGCCUCGCUGAGACACCUGUGGAGCGUCGUUGACGGGCCGGAGGAGGAGGAGAGAGUCGGACUGCUGAGCAGAGUCCCGGUGGUCCCGAUCCCGAGAGUCCAGGCCUCCGAGCUGACGGUGAGUCCAGGUGGGUCAGCGGUGGUGAUGAAGUAUGGCUUCCCCUCACUGGCCAACAUCAAGACCAGAGAGUCCUACGUCACCUCAUACGACCCCCGCACACGCACUGCAUCCUGGGUAAUAGAGAGGUUAAACCCCACCACCCUGAGUGGCCCAUCAGACAGAAAGUUCUGCGAGUUUAAAGAGGAUGAGAGCGUCCACAUGUUUCACAGAGCCACCAACGCUGACUACAGGGGAAGUGGUUUUGACAGAGGUCACCUGGCCGCUGCAGCCAAUCACAAGUGGAGUCAGAAAGCCAUGGAGGACACCUUCUACCUGAGCAAUGUCGCACCGCAGAACCCUCACCUGAACCAGAACGCCUGGAACAAUCUGGAGAAACUGUGUCGCUCUCUGACCAAACGCUACCUGAAUGUGUACAUCUGCACCGGACCACUCUACCUGCCCAGGCAGGAGGUUGAUGGGAAACUCUACGUUCGAUAUCAAGUUUUAGGCAGAAACCACGUUGCUGUGCCAACUCACUUCUUCAAGGUGCUGAUCUUGGAGCAGGCAGAUGGCAAGGGUGUGGAGCUUCGGUCAUAUGUUCUACCAAAUGAACCAAUAGAGGAGAAGGUUCCUCUGGAGCAUUUCCUGGUUCCCAUAGAAACCAUCGAAAGAGCAUCAGGACUCUUGUUUGUUCCCAACAUCAUGAAGAGAACGAGCAGCCUGCAGGCGAUCACCAGUCAGAGAUGAGCAAUACGACCCUCAAUCCACUGCUGCUGCUGCCUCCAACAGGACUGCAUUACCCACAAUCCUCUGCUGCCGAAUGAACUACAGUUUGUGUUUGUAGAAAAAUCGUGAAAUGUUUGACAAUUAAGUGAAACUGUGAUUCAAGAUUGUUUUUUGGUUUUUUUUUACUGCUAAUGAAAAUCAGUAAUCAAUAAUUCGGUUAUUUAAAUGUCCAGUUAUUGACUUUUGUGUUCAGGCACAAAAUGCAGCGGCGGCUUUAAUGUCAUUAGUCACUUAUGGAUCUGUUCAAUAUUUGUAGACAGCAGUAGCAGAUUACGCUGUUAGAUCGAUUAUUGAUCAUAGAUCAGGUUGUUGUCACAAAAAGAAGCUCAGGCAAACGACAUGAAAAGACUAAUUUCAUUAAAAAAUGAAACAUAAAACAUGAAA